Molecule: messenger RNA, 2127 nt
Organism: Penicillium diatomitis
Lineage: Eukaryota; Fungi; Ascomycota; Eurotiomycetes; Eurotiales; Aspergillaceae
Product: origin recognition complex subunit 4
Exons: 2
Coding region: 1-2127 (708 amino acids)
Biological process (GO): DNA replication; DNA replication initiation
Cellular component (GO): nucleus; nuclear origin of replication recognition complex
Molecular function (GO): DNA replication origin binding; ATP hydrolysis activity
Source: RefSeq, a predicted model, not a curated record
AUGAAAGAUGCUCGCGCAGUGAAGCGGAGGAAGGUCUCCCCGCAGCCUUCAGAGGAUGAAGACGGAGAUGUCAUGAUGGAAGACGUCGUCGAAACACAUUCCACGGCAAGCUCUCCGGAAAAAGACGCGGACUCGGAAGAAGACCAGGAUUACAGCGGGACCGGGAAAGGCAGUGCGCGCCGACAGAGCAUUCGUCGCGGUAAAAGCGAUGCGCCGAACAACGUGAAAGUCGAGGAAGUCGAGACACCGAGAAGUACGCGAACCAGUGGACGGCAGCGCAGACCACCGCAAAGGUUUGAAGACGUUCAAACCCCAACCUCAACCCGCACGCGAAAAACAACAGCCACUCCUCGAAGUACCCGCCAGACCAGGAGUGUCCAAAAGCCACAACCAGAAUCCGUCGAAGCCUCCGAGACCGAGGCGGACUUGCAGCCUCCAAAGCCCACGCCUUCAGUCGCCAGGACGAGGUCGUGCAAGGGUGCCGCUAGGGCCAAGCCGGAGACUGGGAAAGCAAGCACGACCGGAGAACCCGUCAGAGAUGCAUCACCGUCUCUGGAGGCAGAUAAUGAAGAUAUCGGGGAUCUACUGGAUAUGCAAUUGCAAGCCCCCAUCAACGUGGAAUUGCAAGAGUUGGACGAAACGGUCGAGCCUCUUCCCGCCUAUGCAGAGACGCUUCAGGCGCUGUGUCAGGACGGGUUACAGGGCCAGCUUCGCAUUCUCACCGAUGCCCUGCUCGGCAAGAUAACUGGGAAGAAGCGAAAUCCACUAAAAGGACUUGAGAACGAGUUCGGCAAGGUGCAUCACCUCAUUGAGCAAACUGUCACUGUAGGCGAGGGUAAUUCCAUGCUUCUUCUCGGUUCACGUGGUUGUGGCAAGACUGCGGUUGUGGAAACCAUCAUCUCGUCACUCGCAAAGGAACACGGCAAUGACUUUCACGUCGUCCGGCUGAAUGGCUUUCUUCAUACUGACGAUCGCCUUGCUUUGAGAGAGAUGUGGCGGCAGCUCGGUCGUGAGACGCAUACGGAAGACGACGCUGCCAAGGUCAACUCUUACGCGGACACGAUGGCUACUCUACUGGCGUUGUUGUCGCAUCCAGAAGAGUUAUUUGGUGUCGGAAACGGCGACAAAGUCACUGCUGCCAAAUCUGUCGUGAUUCUCCUGGAUGAGUUUGAUCUGUUCGUGACACAUCCUCGCCAAACAUUGUUAUAUAAUUUGUUCGACAUUGCACAAGCGCGGAAAGCUCCCAUUGCGGUUAUUGGGCUGACUACCAAAGUCGACGUGACGGAGAUGCUGGAGAAGCGUGUCAAGAGCCGGUUUAGCCACCGCUAUGUCUAUAUACCGCAACCGAGGAACUAUGAGACUUUUGCGGAGAUUUGCAUGGCGAGUCUGGAUCUUGAUGAGAACGAAGUUGAAGAACUUGCGGAAAGUCUUGGUUCUGAGCGGUCACUGUUGAACACGCCCGGCUGGAACACACUCCUCCAUGGAUGGAAAGAGUACUUGCAGGGUUUGUCCAACGACACCGAAUUCCAAUACCACCUCAAAAAAAUCUACCACCAAACAAAAUCCGUCAAGGAAUUUCUCACGAGCGCGCUUCUUCCCCUCAGCAACUUGCGCUUGAGUGCCGAAGCCACCCACGAUCCAGGUUUCCAGAUCCCGACGCCGAAAGACUUCAUCACUGAAUCUCUCGUAUGUUCGGAUCCCGCCCCGCUACCAUUUUCCACCUCCACAACGGCAUCAUUCAGCCCUUCCUCCCUUCCACUGGCGCUUCUACUUGCGGCGGCUCGGCUUUCCGCGCUGUUCGACCCCAGUAACGACGGCGUUCCGGGCCAAGUGGUCGGCCCGUUGGCGCUUUCUUUUCCUGCCGCCUACGCCGAGUACGUGCGUCUCCUCACGUCGGCUAAGACGUCAGCAUCAGUAUCCGGUGCGGCAGCUACGCCUGGCCGUGUAUGGGGUCGGGAUGUGGCACGCGAGUCUUGGGAGAAGUUGGUCACCUGGGGUCUGGUCACGCCCGUCGGCAGUGGUAAUGGCACGGCGGACGGCCAGAUGUUCCGUGCAGAGAUUAGUUUUGAGGAAGUUGUGGAGAUGGCCGGCACCGGAAGCUCUUUGGGUCAAUGGUGGAGGGAAUAG